CCGUCUUAUUAGUUGAUUAUUAGAUACUUAUAAAUUUUUCUACUAGAGGGAACUUUAAGUUAAUGAUAAAGUGGGGCAAAAUUGUACAAAUUGUAUAUACACACCUACCAGUUUCAUAGAUCCAUUCGUAAUAUUGUUUGCUUGAAACGUGUUGCGUGUUAUUUUUUUCUGUUAUUUAUACAUGUAUUCAGAUUUGGUGAAAAAGAUUUCAAGAUUUUUAUUUUCUGGUGUUUCAAGGACAAAAAAGUUUAAAUUUAUAUGCAAUAAAUAAAAGAAAUUUAAAAAUAAUUGAGUGUAGAAAUCAAUCUGUCAAAUCAGAGUUACGAUGGAUCAAGGAUUUCCAGCACAACAUACUACUACUACCACUGUAACGACGAGUACGACUACAACACAACCAAAUAUUCGAUUCGAUUCAUCUUAUAUAAGAACAUUGCCUGGAAUCCUUAAAAUUGUUCAAGUAGUCCUAAAUCUUUUGGGAUUCAUAUGUAUUACAGUAUCGUCUUAUUAUGUUAGCCGCGGAGAAUGGUUUAACACUGUGGCUAUGGGAGGUUUUUGGUUCACAGGAAUAUUACUUGUUUUUUAUUUGUUUCAUAUUGUAGAAAAAUUCUCGAAAAUUCCUUGGUUAAAAAUUGAAUUUUUAUUUUGUAUAAUUUGGACUGCUUUCUAUUUGCUAGCUGCUUCUCUUGCAGUUGAUUAUGCCAAAUAUGUAGAAGCUUACGGAGUAGCAGCAUUUUUUGGAUAUUGUGCUAUGGUAGUUUAUGGUUAUGAUGCCUGGCUCAAGUUUCAAGCUAUAAAAAAUGGUGCAUUAGCACAGGGACAGAACACACCAAAACAAGUGUCUACAAUGACAAGUCCUGCAUACUAACUUUAUUAUAAAAUAUGUGAUUUUUUUGAUGAACUACACAAAUAGACCAAUUUCAAAACAUAUCAUUGGUUUUAUAGAGAAGAUUUGAUAAAUUUACUUUCAAAUUUUUUUCAUUUUAAUGCUUUAAUGCAAAAGACUAAUAAAUAACAACAGGGCACAAUAAAUUUGAAAAUUUCAUUAUUUUUUAUCUAUAAAACUUAUAUAUUUGUGUAUACACAUACUAUGUAAUUUCAUGGAAAAGAAGCACAAUAUUCUAUAAUUUCAUAUCUUUGUAUCAUAUUUAUCUAUAAAACUUAUAUAUUUGUGUAUACACAUACUAUGUAAUUUCAUGGAAAAGAAGCACAAUAUUCUAUAAUUUCAUAUCUUUGUAUCAUAAAAAAUGAUAUACAAUUAUAAUAUAACGCGUAUUUUGGAAUUUUUCAUAUUAAUAAUAAUAAUAUAUUAUGUAUGUAUGUAAUUUUUAAAAUCUGUUAAUAUUAAAAUAAUAUUUUAACAGAUAGUAUAUAUAUAUAUUUGUAUACAUAUACAAGAAAUAUAUAUUUAAUCAGUAUUGUUCAUGCUAUAUGCUAAAAUCAAUUAAUAUAUUUGUACUCAUUUUGUAUUUAAUUUUUUCAUUUUAUAUAAUUUCAUUGCAUUCCUGAUUGGAAUGAUAUAUGAACAGCUAUCUUUUUUGUAAUUUAUUUGUAAUUAUUAUAUAAAGAUUAUAAUAGAAUGUAUUAUAUAACAAAUCAAAUUAAUUUUGUCAUUUUUACUUAUUAUUUAUAUAUAUUGUAUACAAAAUUAUAUAUUAUUAAAUAUAAAUUAGAUUGUUUAUAACAUUUGUAAAUUUGUUUAUGAUUACGCAGCAUGUUAAGAAUAUUUUUGUCAUUUUUAUUCGACGAGUUCAAUACAAGUAUCUAAACAUAUAUAUUAUGUACAUGAUAUAAUUAUAUACUAAAUAAAUUAUAACUAAAUAAUUAUAUACUAAUUAUAAAUUUCAGAAUAAAAAGCAUAGUAAUGAUAGUCAUGACACAAUGUAUAUUAUUAGUUUGAUAUUUAAAAAAAUAAAUUAUUUAAUAUCUUCUGCAAA
Apis cerana (Asiatic honeybee) is the source of this 1934-nucleotide messenger RNA. Its product is annotated as plasmolipin. Lineage: Eukaryota; Metazoa; Arthropoda; Insecta; Hymenoptera; Apidae. Gene Ontology annotation, cellular component: membrane. The record is from RefSeq and is a predicted model, not a curated record.